AUGGAAAGCGAUCCGAGCAAUCUGCAGCCAUGGACCAUAGCUACCGUGGCCACGGUCACGGCGCUGGCCUUUGUGACCGUUUGUCUUCGGCUACUUGCACGCUUUGAACGUGUGCAAAAGCUAUGGUGGGAUGACUAUAUGAUUAUCUUUUCUAUGCUAUGGAACUUCAUUGUCGUCGGGUUCAUCUACGCGAUGGUCCAAAAGGGAAUGGGACUCCAUGCAGAUACUCUACCCCCGGGUAACGUGGUGAUGAUUGCAAAGUUUCUUGUUGUGGCCGAGGUUCUUUACGUCUUCAACCUCGUUUGGACCAAACUAGGCAUUCUGCUCAUGUACUAUCGGAUCUUCCGCUUUCCUUACUUCAAGACUUGGGCAUACGUCAUCGGAACCUUUGUUAUUCUCUGGGUUAUCUGUAUCACUUUUCUCUUCAUCUUCAUUUGCGUCCCCGUUCAGAAGAUAUGGAAUCCCCAGAUCCCAGGACGGUGCAUCAACCAGGUUAGCACGUGGAUCGCAAACGCCGUCUCAACGAUCACAACCGAUGUUGCCAUUCUCCUUCUUCCACUUCCACAAGUAUGGAAACUGCAACUUCGAACCUCGGAAAAGCUAGCUGUGUCAAUUGCCUUCAGCUUGGGGUUCUUCGUUGUCUUCACCUCCGCCUACCGUUUCUCCGUCCUCUUCAGCUACAGCUCACUUGAUUCCUCCUACACUCUCGCCCCAACAGUCGGCUGGACCGCCAUCGAAAUGUCUGCCGGGAUCAUCUCGGCCAACCUCCCAGCCCUCCGCCCUGCACUCCGUUUCAUAGCACGCAAGCUGGGUAUCAGCGGCGGCGUUAUCGCUCUCUUCAGAAGCACGAGCGCAACAACAGACAAAAACACGAACGGUGUUACUCAGCCUUCAGGAACAGCGGAGAGUGCUACCGCGAUCACUCAGCGCUCGAAGCAGAGUCGAAAUUCUUUUUAUCACUUACCAGAUGAUUCGGGAUCUCUGUCGGAACAGACACGCAUGGAAGCAUCCUUUAGGCCGGAUUAUGAUCAUGCGAAGACAUACACCAACGUGAAGAGUGCACUGGUUGGUCAUCGUUCUGAUGAUGAGAUUCCUCUGUCUGAGAUUAGGGUGGAUAAGGAAUUUACGCAAACUGCCACGACCUGA
This is a messenger RNA of Penicillium atrosanguineum, 1146 nucleotides long. RefSeq lists its product as uncharacterized. The transcript has 3 exons. NCBI's taxonomy places the organism in Eukaryota, Fungi, Ascomycota, Eurotiomycetes, Eurotiales, Aspergillaceae. Bases 1 to 1146 code for a protein of 381 amino acids. The record is from RefSeq and is a predicted model, not a curated record.